GUAUGCACAAGGUGAACAUUUGCGAAGCGUUUUCCUUCGAAAUCGGUCCAAAUCGUUCCGUUUCUUAGUUGUGUAAAUUACUAGUAUCUUGCGACGGUGUUCUUUUGGUAUAUUGUGAUAAGUUGUUUGUUCCAAUCGUGUGCUUAGUUUUAGAGUUCUAGUCCUUAAAAUGUUCCUGCUAAACGAAACAGAUGCAGCCAUAUUUCCGAUGGCUCGUACCGGUGACAUGCCCAAGAUGCUGGGAUGGAAUCUACCACCAGAGCAGCAGCACUUGGUGCAUGAUCAUUGGAAGGAUUUCCCGGCGCCCCCAUAUUAUAUGCACUUGCUGUUGGCAAUGCUCUACUUCGUUCUAAUGAGCGUGUCUCUGAUCGGAAACGGAAUCGUUGUGUGGAUUUUUUCAACAUCAAAAUCCUUACGCAAUGGAUCCAACAUGUUCGUGGUUAAUCUUGCUAUAUUCGACCUCCUUAUGAUGUGUGAAAUGCCAAUGUUUCUGGUGAACUCCUUCGCCGGCUAUUUGGUUGGAUACGAGACCAGCUGUGCAGUUUACGCCGCACUAGGUAGUCUUUCGGGCAUCGGAGGAUCCAUAACUAACGCAGUCAUCGCGUAUGAUCGCUAUCGUACCAUUUCGAACCCACUGGACGGUCGCCUCAAUAGGGUACAGUCUGGGAUUCUGAUUUUUAUCACCUGGCUGUGGGCAAUGCCAUUCACGAUACUUCCCGUCUUCAAAAUUUGGGGACGAUACAUUCCGGAAGGGUUUCUAACCACUUGCUCGUUCGACUAUCUGACUGACGAUUCGGAUACUCGCGUCUUUGUUGGAUGCAUCUUUGCUUGGGCAUAUGCAAUUCCAAUGGUUCUCAUUUGUUACUAUUAUGGACGUUUAUUCGGUCAUGUGAGCAAGCAUGAACUGAUGCUUAAGAAUCAAGCACGUAAAAUGAACGUGGAAUCGUUGGCAUCCAACCGAAACGAGAAAGCCCAGUCCGUGGAAAUUCGGAUCGCUAGAGCUGCCUUUACCAUAUUCUUUCUUUUCGUUUGUGCUUGGACUCCAUAUGCAAUUGUGGCGAUGAUCGGAGCCUAUGGGGAUAGAACUCUCCUGACGCCGUUCUUCACCAUGAUUCCUGCGGUGUGUUGCAAAAUUGUGUCCUGUUUAGAUCCCUGGGUGUACGCUAUAAGCCAUCCGAAGUAUCGACAAGAGCUGGAACGACGUCUACCGUGGAUGGGCAUCAGAGAGCCCGCGGAUAAUGUCAGUACGACAGAUAGCAAGCAUACAGUCGUUUCCGAGUCUCUACCAGUGGGGCCAAAUGGAAUAGAUUAAACUAAACAAGUUAUUCAUAUAUGCCAAAAAUGCCAUCGUUGCAGUACGUUAAAAUGGAACACCGGCUCGGACCACAGGCAAUGUAUAAAGGACUAUGAUAUGAGGAAAAAUUAAUUUCUUUGAAAUAUAUGUUACUCAAAGCAUCCCAGAAAAUGAAUAAAAAAAGAGAGAGCUGCAUGUACAA
Messenger RNA from Aedes aegypti (yellow fever mosquito), 1496 nucleotides. RefSeq names its product opsin-3 (gene Rh5). Gene Ontology annotation, cellular component: membrane. Bases 170 to 1312 code for a protein of 380 amino acids. The record is from RefSeq and is a predicted model, not a curated record. Gene Ontology annotation, biological process: G protein-coupled receptor signaling pathway; visual perception. Gene Ontology annotation, molecular function: G protein-coupled receptor activity. The transcript has 2 exons. NCBI's taxonomy places the organism in Eukaryota, Metazoa, Arthropoda, Insecta, Diptera, Culicidae.